Sphaeramia orbicularis (orbiculate cardinalfish) is the source of this 2327-nucleotide messenger RNA. RefSeq names its product hexokinase-2-like. The record is from RefSeq and is a predicted model, not a curated record. Gene Ontology annotation, biological process: carbohydrate phosphorylation; glycolytic process; intracellular glucose homeostasis. The coding region runs from base 156 to 1661 and encodes 501 amino acids. Gene Ontology annotation, molecular function: D-glucose binding; ATP binding; glucokinase activity. Lineage: Eukaryota; Metazoa; Chordata; Actinopteri; Kurtiformes; Apogonidae. The transcript has 12 exons. Gene Ontology annotation, cellular component: cytosol; mitochondrion.
ACGACGACCUUUUUAGCAUCAAGGAAGUGGAGUCCUGUCUGAUAGAGCUGAGGACGCAGGACGCAAAGGGUCACAGCUGUUUUUGAGUCUCUGCUAGAUUUCAGAAACACCUCCUCUGGUCCACCUGCCACUUCAGGGGUUUCAAAGCUUCUUCAAUGAACAGCGCUGAGACAAACGGCCAGAACAACAUGCAGGAUUCGAAGAUGGCAAAAAUGGGCAAAGACCCACAACUGGAAGAAACACUCAGCAAGGUGCAGAAGUAUCUGGAGUGUUUCCAUCUGCCUCUGGAGAAGCUUCAGGAGAUUUCUGCUCGGCUCAAGAAAGACUUCAAUCGUGGUUUGGGGAAACACACGCAUCACAGAGCGGCCGUUAAGAUGCUCCCCACCUUCGUCACAGCCACACCUGACGGGACAGAAAAAGGCGACUUCCUGGCGUUGGACCUGGGAGGGACAAACUUCAGAGUGCUUCACAUUCGAGUUAAUGAAGAUGAGCAGAGGGUGAUGAAGAGUCAGAACUGUGCCAUCCCACAGGAAAUGAUGGUGGGAACUGGAGAACAGCUGUUCGACCACAUCGCUGCCUGUCUCGGUGAAUUCGUCAACUCCCAGGAUCUGAAGGGACAAACUCUUCCCCUCGGCUUCACCUUCUCCUUCCCCUGUGAACAGAAAGAAAUCGACAAGAGCAUCCUGAUCCGCUGGACUAAAGGCUUCAACUGUUCAGGUGUGGAAGGAGAAGACGUGGUGAAGUUACUGAAAGAGGCCAUUCACAGGAGAGGGGACUAUGAUAUCGGCUCCGUUGCCAUGGUGAAUGACACAGUGGGCACGAUGAUGAGCUGUGGCUACAAGGACCAGAGCUGUGAGAUCGGCAUGAUUAUUGGAACAGGAACUAAUGCCUGCUACAUGGAGGAGUUGAAGAACGUGAAGCGGGUGGAGGGCAUGGAGGUCAAGGAGGGCGAGAACAGACGGAUGUGCAUCAACACCGAGUGGGGGGGCUUCGGAGACGACGGAGCCCUGAAAGACAUCCUGACGGAGUACGAUGAGGAGGUGGACAGGACGUCUAUAAACCCCGGCAUCCACACGUUUGAGAAGAUGAUCAGCGGCAUGUAUUUAGGAGAAAUCGUUCGGCUAGUGCUGGUGAAGUUAACGCAGGAAAAACUGCUGUUUAACGGAGAAACAUCGAAGGCGCUGCUGACCCCAGGAACAUUUGAGACCAGGUUCAUCUCUGAGAUCGAGAAGGAGGACAAAGGUGUAGAAAACACUAAGAAAAUUCUGGCUGAUCUGGGUCUGACAUCAAAUGCAGUCGACCUCCAUAUAGUCCGUCUGAUCUGCGACACCAUCUCGUCGCGUUCCGCCCGUCUCUGUGCUGCCGCUCUGGCGACCAUCGUAAACCGGAUCCGUGUGAACCGCAAACUGGACCACCUAAAGACCACAGUGGGAGUGGAUGGGGCAGUGUACAGAAAACACCCCAAUUUCAGUGAGGAGCUCCAGGACAUGGUGCGUCGCCUCGCUCCACAAUGCGACAUCAACUUCAUCGUCUCGGAGGACGGCAGCGGUAAAGGCGCUGCCAUGGUAACGGCUGUGGCUCAGCGGCUGGCACUUCAGUCCCGGCUGUUAGAGGACAGUGAUGGUGAGGAUGACGACGACGAAGAAGAGGAGGAUAAUUAAGAAUGGAGAGGAUGGAAAAACUAGAAAAUAUGAACCAAUUGUAAAACAUUUUACACAAAAGGACUUUUAUUCAUGUUUACAACUAAGGCAACCAGAUCCUAAUAAAGCACAGUGUGUUUGUGUGGGACACGAUACUAAUGCUAAGAGGUUGACUCACACCUUAAAUGCAGCUGUUUACAGGUUAAACCUUCAGAAUGUCCAGACCUUAACAUAAUCAGUCUUCUGUUUUUACUUGAUUGUAACUUUCCAAACUCAUAUCUAAGUAAAUUCAAAAACAUAGAGGGUCGAAUCCACAAUGAAUUGGUUACAUCUAAUAUUGGUGCAGGGAGUUUCACAGUGUUUUUUGCUCACAUUGUGCUUCAAUUUAAGAACCUGCUCACAAAAGAUUUUAGAUUAAUGACUAACCCCAUUUUGCAUCAGUUUCUAGUGUUUUUAGGUGUUUUUCUAUGGGGUAAGGAAACUGUCAAAAUAUUUGUGUGCAUUAGACAGAUAUGUGUGCAUAUUAGCCUAUAGUUGUGCAAAAAUAAAUAUAGUUGUGCAAAAAAAAAUUUAAACGCUUGAAUGAGUUCAACUGUGCAUAAAAUGUAUUAUGUGUAUUUUAGCUGUCAGAAUAUGAGUGAAUAAGUUUUGACAAACAAGAAUUACAAACACGAAAUGCAACUUUAC